Messenger RNA from Penicillium argentinense, 2322 nucleotides. RefSeq lists its product as uncharacterized. The coding region runs from base 1 to 2322 and encodes 773 amino acids. Lineage: Eukaryota; Fungi; Ascomycota; Eurotiomycetes; Eurotiales; Aspergillaceae. Gene Ontology annotation, cellular component: telomerase holoenzyme complex. Gene Ontology annotation, molecular function: telomeric repeat DNA binding; telomerase RNA binding; protein binding. Gene Ontology annotation, biological process: nuclear-transcribed mRNA catabolic process, nonsense-mediated decay. The transcript is spliced from 2 exons. The record is from RefSeq and is a predicted model, not a curated record.
AUGAACCCAGGCAAGUUCUGUCCGGUCCGUGUUGCUGUUGCAGAACCCCCUCUAACCCGCCAUUCUAGUCCUGGUCGAUCGCUCCGUCGUGGUAUUCCAGGUCGCCCGGAGCUGUCAAUGGCCAGUCGCGGGUUUCGUCCCGCCAGCCCCCCAUAUUCCAGUGGCCGGCAGUCCGGCCUCAUCCCCGACGAUUGCACCCAGGAGACGCUCAGCAGUCGUGGCGGCCGGGUCACCAAGCCCUCGUCGCCUCGUACGAGUGUCACCCGCACAGACCGGUUUCGCCGCAAACCGUCCACGCCGCGGGGUCGCCGGACGCCGUCGACGACGCAACAUCAGGUUCAAACCCAGCUGCUAAAUCAAAAUCAGACUCAAAGUCAGAACCAGAGCAACAGUCAGAGUCAGAGUCAGACUCGUAGUCGUCGAGCUCGCUAUGAAGAGGCGGCGGAAUCCGCACGCUCCGGGGAGCGAAAUUAUGUGCAUAGCCAUGGCGAUCCCCGAGCAGAGCUUAAGAGAUACAAUUCGAUGCCUAAUGUGGUGCUAAGUCCGAAUGGAGGUGAUGACCAAGGUGGCGAAAUGGAACUGGAUGAACCCCCAUCAAAACAGCUGAAAGUAUCACCGACAGUCAAGCAUCCUGCAAGUCAAGGGCAGGAACAGGAACAAGAGCAGGAGAAGGAGCAGAAAAUGCUCUCUGCAGACUCCCCCGCUCCGCACAGCCAAUAUGCCAUGGUCAAGCAGCUGGACACCAACCCUAUCGGCGACGACCAAUUGGCCCAGGAAGUGCGGACUAUCUAUCGGGGUCUGGCCAUGGUCGAGCACAAGUGCAUGAAAAUCGACAAGGAGCAGGCUGAGUCCAAGGCGGAGCUGAGCGCCCCUCAAUGGCAGGCUUUGAUUUCUAUACAUAGCACCCUGCUUCAUGAGCACCACGAUUUCUUCCUAGCCUCACAACAUCCAACUGCUAAGCCUGAACUCAAAAUGCUUGCCGAAAAAUACUCCAUGCCAGCAAGGAUGUGGCGGUACGGGAUCCAUUCGUUCUUAGAAGUGCUGCGACAACGACUGCCCGGCUCGCUGGAGUAUAUGCUCAAUUUUAUAUACGUCGCCUACAGCAUGGUGACUCUGUUGCUGGAGAAUAUCCCGGAUUUUCAAGAGACCUGGAUCGAGUGUCUGGGGGACUUAGCGCGGUACCGCAUGGCGAUUGAGGAGUCGGAUAUGAGGGAUCGGGAAGUCUGGGCUGCCGUCUCACGAUACUGGUACAAUCAAGAUGCCGACCUGAGUCCCGAUGUGGGCCGAAUUCAACAUCAUUUGGCCGUGCUCGCUCGCCCGGAUGUUCUCGCCCAGCUCUUCUACUACACCAAGGCCUUGGUCUGCGUGCGUCCAUUCCCCAAUGCCCGCGAGAGCAUUAUCCUACUCUUCAGCGGCUUUCGCGGACAGCAGUAUACUCUGGCACCAGCUUUGAUUGCAACACAUAGUGUGAUUUUCAACAAAGGUUCGCCCACUCAGUUCGUGACUUUGGCAAAUAACUACCUGGCUAUUCUACGACGAGAUAUUCCCCGGCUGGAUCGAAAAGGGCAAGAGGGCGUCUUUGUCAUGUCUAGUAAUUUUGCGGCAAUUCUUCAGUACGGUGAACCGGAGCGCGUGAUGGCAAUGGAGUUCUCCCAGACACAACAUACUGCCGAAACGGCAUAUGAGCUUGCCCUUCACUGGACCGGCAAUGAUAACACCGAAAUGAUACACAACCCUGCCGAAGUUAUCUCGCAGGCACUUUCAGAGACGGCUAUCCGGGGAAGUGCUCUUGCAUUUCACUCUCUGUCUAUAUUCCUGGACUACUGGAAUGAUCAGAGUGCACAUCCGGGUAUCCACACUUCACUGGCGUUCAUCUGGUGCUUAGCCAUCCACCCACUCGCCAUGCAGCAACUCGAACCGAUGAUCCCGUGGCUCAAAAUAGUUCAAUAUUUGAACACUCAAUUCCUUCCUGACACCAAUCUCGAAGCUAUUGCGAGAAAUUCUUACCCUGAGCUGGGCGAUGGUCUCCCGCGACAGUUGCCUGAAGACUUCUUCAUUCGAGGCCAAUCGUGGAGUCAGCUGUACUACUCGGCGACCUUUUUUGACGGAGCACCACCGGAGGAAGAUAGGCCCUUCAUUGAGAAGAGCGGCAUGGACAGGCCAAGACGGCACCGAUGUCUGUGGCUGGGAGUUCGGAUAUCAACGUUCAACCGCUGGAUAACAUAUAACUGCCUUCGCCCCGAAAAAUUCGAAGCAACACAACUCGCACAUGACUACGCCCCAUUCGCCGCAACAUGUGGCGGCCUCGACAGCAAAUCUUGA